GCGACCGACUAUCCAGUUGUGUUUGACGCGCUCAAGUGAAUGCAUCUCCCAUCAUACAUUUUAUUUCAUAGCCGAACAACGCUUUUAUAUUACAAUACGAAAAAUUUCAUAAACAAACUUACACGAAGAGUGAAAGAAAAUAAUAAAAUAAAAUAAACUGCAAAAGAGUGGGUAAAAGUGGAGAAUUUUCUUUAUUCAUUAAGCUAAAUAUGUAUGUAUGUAACCUCGGACAAAACCAGUGAAAUUUUUUCUUGCACCUCCAGCUAUGGGUUUUUUCCCCAUUUUUGCAGAGAAAACGUGUGGAUUGUAAGAAAAGAAACUCUGUGUGUUUGUGUGGAAGAAAGGAGACAAGUGAAAGAGACUGAUGUAGCCAAAAUAUAUUGUACACAAAGGAAGAACAAGUGACGAAGGUGGAGAAGAUAUAGAAAGAACCCAAGAAGGAUUUCUUUGUGAAACAAUAUUGAUACUAUUAUAUACACAAUAUAUAUACAUAGUUCAACAUGGGAAUGUUCUACUGAUGGCUUAAGAGGUCGCACACACAGUAAACCCAGAAAAGAGAAAAAGAAAGGAAAAUCUUUGAGAAAAAAAAACCUAUGAGAGAAAAAAUAUAUUUGUGCGUGGAAGAAACAAAGAAAAUUAUUCUUUUUUUUGCAAUUGCCUAUAUAAAUAAAAUUCAGUGUGAAACGGUGUCUUAUCACAUGUUGACAUAGUGCAACAAACCCCAGAGAGACAUCCUUUAGAGAAAGAGAGUGAGAGAGCAAAAUCUUUGUGUGUUUUUUAACGUACAUUGAAACUUGAGCAUAUAACAGUUGACGCCAAUUUCAUACCUGUGAGAAAACUGCAUCAGUGAUUAACUUUCUGAUCUUCCAUCGUCGUCUUGCCGUUGUGUUUGAGAAGAUCUAAACGCAAAAAGUUGAGGAGAUGACAGCAUGUUGGAGUUGGAUGAAAUGAAGUGAAGAUAAGAAAUGACGCUAAAUCCACUGAUUGUGAUUUUCUACGCUUUCUGCUCGCACAUCUUCAGGGAAGUGGCAUCCCUACCGGUGACAUCAAAGCCACUCGCGAGCAAUCCGGACCAUUUGGCGUGGGAAGCAUGGCUUACGGUGGAUUCACGCAAUCCCUUCCACAACGACAUGACGCGCAAAAUUACACCAAAGUCAAUUUUCAUUGCACCAAAUUUCCGCAAUGAAUCCCUCCCGUGUCCCACGGGCUUCAAGGUUGACCAUCGAGGUCAGUGCAUCAGGGUCGUGAGCAUUGAUCCGAAUGAUCUCCUUGCAAAUCGCCUCCAAUCAAUUCUCGCAUCGACAAAUCUCCAAAUGGAUGAUGAUGAGAUUUACGACUAUGAUGCAUCUUACGACACAAGUGGCCCGUUCCAGGUGAAUUUACCUCUCUCCUUGGAUGCAAACUCCAAGCUUGAGGAGAAUGGAGGAAUGGGUAAAGCACCUGAAGGACUAAAAGAGAAUACUCAAAUUCUCAAAGGAGAAUCAUCGAAUAUUGAGGAGACCGUCGAAGAUCAACAAGAAACCACAACUACAGCUGACGACGAAGAGAAAGUCACAACAGAUAUGUUUCUAGCGUCUAGUGAAGACGGAAUUGAAGACAUCACAGAUGUGACAACGAUUGAGAACAUUUCAACUGCACAACUUCCUCUGGUUGCAUCAUCAACAAAUGAACCAUCCCAUGAGGUUGAAAGUUCAACGGGGACGAAUGAGAAUGUGACUUGGGAGGAAAAAUUGGAAAAUACCACAAAUUCAGCCAUUGAAUCAUCCACAGACCAAAGUACAGAGAAACCACCAGAUGCAAUGGUUGAAGAAGAAAUGGUAGCAUUGAGGCAGGAAGAAGAUUUGACGACAACAACACUAAGAAGUGACGUGAAGAAGGAUGAAUUGAAUGUGGAUAGUACGACGCAGAGUACGAAUUUUGAGGAUAUCACAACGAUAACCAAUGUUGUGGGCACAGAAAGAGUCACCCUGUGGACUUCAGCUGCAUCCCCAUUGCCCACAGUGGGUACACCACAUGGAUGGAGAACAGAUGAGAAGCGCGUUGUCAUCAUUACGGAUAAAUUUAAGCCGAGCCGAAAGGAAACAGUGCAGAUUGUUACACCCAUCCCGAAUAUCUUCAUCUCAACCACAGAUGCUGUGGAGGAGAGUACACAGCUUGAUGAUGGGAAGGAACUCCUUGGGGUGCUGGAUGAAACAGCAUUAGAGAAGAAGAUGCGUGAAAUGGUGAUUAAUCAGGAAGAAAAAGAUGCCGCUCUCGAAAAGAUUGAUGCCAAUAAUCGUUUUGUCUAUCAUCAUCUUAAGAAUCCCCCAGCAUCUACAGAACAAAGCCCCACCACAACUACUCCUCCGCACACAACAACAACUGAGGCAAAUGUGGUCAUCACCACCACAGUUGUGAGGGAGGACGUAACAACAGAGGUACCACCAAGUCAGAAGGUACGAAAGACAAAUCGCCCAGAGAAGAUUACAGAGAAACCACAGAAUAGAAUAAGAUUUCCAACUGAUAGUGCCGAAGAGGAUCCAGAGGAAUUCAAGGGGGACCUAAUACGUUUCCCUGGACCAGCAUCCCAUCGUUUCUUGCCAAAUAUGAAUCGUUUGAUUCCCGAAUCGGUGACACGAAGGACACCACCAACAACAGCAACCCCCCCGGGUAAUGAUCCCGGAAGAGGUCAAGCUGGUGCUUUUGCCAAUCGCAAGCAAUCGUGGUAUCCAUCAGCAUGGGCGGGAAAUAGUAGGAAUCAAACAACAACCAAACAACAGAAGCCAGUUUUAUUGCGCUUCUGGUCACGAAUGCCCCUUGUCCGGGAUACAUCCUUCACAGGGCGACGUUCCCUAGGACAUCGGGAAAACUCAAAGAGCCCCUCGGAUAAUCUCUACAGAGAUAUCCCUCCGCAGGAUAUUUACAGAGUCAUUGAAGUGGCCGAAAGGAAAACAAAAAAAUUGUCUUUGUAUGAAUGUUAGCAAAUAGAAAAGAAAAUGUUGUAGGAUGAGAAAAGUUGUAGUGAAAAUUUUGCAUAGAAAUUGUGUAAGAUAGAAAAUAUUUGCAGGAAAUAAUAUAUACAUACAGUUUCAAUUUAGGGUACUUAAACUACUUAAGCACAAACAAAUUAACUAUCCAAAAUGCAUGAUAACAAAUUUCUUGCAAAAAUAUUUGAACUACAGACACAUAUUUUUAAAUUCUGUGAUUAUCUUUGAUAAAGAAAUUAUUAUAAUUAAUUAAAAACAAAGCAAAACUAUUUCCUUCUCUUAUGGAUUUUAACUAAAAUAUUAACUACCUAUAUUUAAAAAAAAAAGUCAUUUCUUCUGUAAAAUUAAAGGAAAAAAAAAUAAACAAAUGGCAAGUAAUAAAUCUUCCACGAUAGAUAGAGCAAAUUUGGGGCGUAUUGAACCAAUUUUUAAUGCAUGACAGCACAAAACAUUGCAAAAGAAAAACACAAACAGCAUUCAUUAUUGUAGAUGAUAGUUUAUAAAAUCAUACUGAUUUUAACUUAUAAACACUAUUGGUUUACGUGCAACAAACUCUGUCUGCAAUUUGUAAAUCAUUUUAAUUGUAAAUUUUUUUCUCGCAUUUUUUACGAAAGAGCGGAAGGAGAUUAUCGGGUAUGUAAUCCGACGAUGAAGAAUUUAUACCAAUAAACUUUGUGGUGACAUAAGAUGGGCGUCGCGACAAUUCGUCAAUUUUAUCACGGAAAAUAAUUUAAAAAAGAAAAAAAAACAUUUUUGGACGUUUCUUUCGUUCCGUUUUGGAUAUUUAUCAAAAUAAAUUUAAAUUCAAAGAAAAAUUUGCAUUAAAGUGAAUAUUUUUUUUAAUAUGUAUUGAAAUAUGCGAUGGUAUAUGUUGCCGGUGAACAUGGCUUUUAAGUUACAAUAGACUGCAAAGAAUUCCUAAACAUUUAAUUCAUAAUUUUGAGCGCAAGAAAAGCUCCAGAAAAAGUUUCAGUGCAAGAAUAAUAGCCAGGGGCAUUAAUCUGAAUGAAAAGUAAGGCAAUUUUGUAGAAAAUAUGCGGAAUAAUUGAGAAAAUUCAUUGAUAAUCUCUUAAAUUCAAUCUCUUAAACUCCCGAAUAUUCAGGUCGGGAAUUUUAUUCUAAUUAAAUUUGUGUUAACCAAAUAUCAAAGAUAUUCGUAAAAUAUUUAGAGAAAAUGUUCAAAAACUCACCAAUUAAGCACCCCUUGAAUAAAAAUUUCUGCUAAAAAAAUUUUCUAUUCAAUAUUUUCUUCCCCAAAAGAGAAAAAAAGGAGAAGAAUAGAAAAACAGUCAAUGACCAUUUUAAUAAUUAAACCAUCAUACGGAAAUGCAUGUAUAUAAUAUAUAAAUCUACAUAAACAUAUAAAAAGCCAUGUUUACCGCAUUAAACAUUUUUUUCUGUAAAUAUUAUUUCUUUAUUAAUUUGCAUUUAAAUUAACAAUGCUAUUGAUUGAGUGUAAUUUAUUAUGCCGACUAAAAACAGUAUAUAAAUAUAUAUAGUAAUUAUUGUGUAGGUAAUAUAUAAAAUGAUAACAUAAUUACAACAAAAUAUAUACGCAAUGAAAGUAUCUCAAUAAAAAAAAACAAAUAUAUAGCAAAAA
Lutzomyia longipalpis is the source of this 4566-nucleotide messenger RNA. RefSeq lists its product as uncharacterized. The record is from RefSeq and is a predicted model, not a curated record. The transcript is spliced from 5 exons. Bases 966 to 2960 code for a protein of 664 amino acids. Lineage: Eukaryota; Metazoa; Arthropoda; Insecta; Diptera; Psychodidae.